Molecule: messenger RNA, 1276 nt
Organism: Arachis duranensis
Lineage: Eukaryota; Viridiplantae; Streptophyta; Magnoliopsida; Fabales; Fabaceae
Exons: 7
Coding region: 112-1134 (340 amino acids)
Biological process (GO): peptidyl-lysine monomethylation; peptidyl-lysine dimethylation
Cellular component (GO): cytoplasm
Molecular function (GO): protein-lysine N-methyltransferase activity
Source: RefSeq, a predicted model, not a curated record
UUUCAGAUUUUGAGAGAGAGAGAAAUUGCAAAUCAGAAACUGAGGCAGUAAGCAGCACCCGGCGACUUCUUUCAGUAACUCACUCAUUCCUUCUCUCUUUCUCUCUCUUCAAUGGCCGGAAUCCGUUUGCAGCCAGAGGACUCCGACGCCUCACAGCAACAAGCUCGAGCGGUGGCCGCUGAUCUGGUCUCCGACGACGACCGCUCCGUCGCCGCCGACUCCUGGUCUAUCAAGAGCGAGUACGGUAGCACACUCGACGACGACCAGCGCCACGCCGACGCCGCCGAAGCUCUCAACAACGCCAACCUCCCCCCUCCCUCCGACUACAGUUCUGACAAGGAUGAGCCUGAUGCUGAUGCAGUUUCUUCCAUGCUGGGUUUUCAGAGCUAUUGGGAUGCUGCCUAUGCAGGCGAGCUUACAAAUUUUCGUGAACAUGGCCAUGCUGGUGAAGUUUGGUUUGGGGCUGAUGUGAUGGAAGUAGUUGCAUCUUGGACAAAAGACUUGUGCGUUGACAUCUCUCAAGGCCGCAUACCAAAUCAUGUUGAUGAUGUCAAAGCUGAAGCUAGUGAAUUAGGAAAUAAAGUUUUGUCUAGUUGGAGUGUACUUGACAUUGGGACAGGCAAUGGUUUGCUUCUCCAAGAAUUAGCUAAACAAGGGUUCUCUGAUUUGACUGGUACGGAUUAUAGUGAAGGGGCUAUCAGCCUUGCUCAAAGCGUUGCUAAUCGUGAUGGAUUUUCUGACAUCAAAUUUUUGGUCGAUGAUGUCCUGGCGACAAAGUUGGAACAAGAGUUUCAACUUGUCAUGGAUAAGGGGACGCUAGAUGCUAUUGGAUUGCAUCCUGAUGGUCCUGUCAAGAGAAUGAUGUAUUGGGAUUCUGUUGCGAAGUUAGUUGCACCUGGUGGAGUACUUGUGAUUACAUCGUGCAACAGCACAAAGGAUGAGCUGAUACAAGAAGUGGAAAGUUUCAACAGACGAAAAAUCGCUGCUGCUCAGGAAGUAGAGGGAGCCAAGGACGACGAAUCAUGCAGAGAUCCUGUAUUUCAAUACUUAAGUCAUGUCCGCACAUAUCCGACAUUCAUGUUUGGUGGAUCUGUGGGCUCGCGCGUGGCGACUGUGGCAUUUCUUCGGAAAUGAAGUGCGCGAUAUGUAUCAAUUACCAUCAUGAUUUUGGAAUUUGUUUUAUUGGUUUGAAGUUGCUUGCGUGUAGCUAGAAUGGAUGUUUCUGACUUAUCAUGUUAAUAUUUAUGAUUUUGUGGAGGUGAAGUUUUCUGAGUUC